Molecule: messenger RNA, 603 nt
Organism: Leptosia nina
Lineage: Eukaryota; Metazoa; Arthropoda; Insecta; Lepidoptera; Pieridae
Source: the annotation of a GenBank genome assembly
AUGGAUAACGUACAAAAUAUUCAGGACACAAACAGCAAAGUUACUUUCGACCCUGGUUGGAAUGAUCCUCCAACUUUCUCUUACAAUGCACAACAGACAACAACACCAAACAAACCACGACUUAAUAAACGAGUUGCUUUUCCCUUAUCAAACAAUGUCAGUACUGCACCACCAGUUCCUGUUAAUAUGCCUCCUAUGCCGGUAUUAUUACCAACAAGAACAACAGCUAUUUCCACUCAAAAAACUGACUCGGAAGAAGAUAUUCAAAUAGACAGUGAACAAAUGUUAUAUGAAGUAAGAGAAGUUUUAUUAGAUAUUUUGAAUGAUAGUACUGAAUUGGGUGCCAAGGGAGACAGUAUAAAAAAGAAAAUCUCAACAAUGGAAGAAAUGUGGUCUAAUGGAAAAAUAAAUAAACAAGUGCAAAUGAAAAUGCAGGAACUAGGAAAAGCUUUAAAAGAAGACAAUCCUUCAAAGGCCGAUGAGCUCCAUAAAGCACUGAUGGUGGAUCAUGUGAGCACAGUUGGGACUUGGAUGCCGGGCAUCAAGCAACUCAUAUACCACUGUAAAGCUCGCACUGAACUACUGGCAAUAGAUAAAGAAUGA